Messenger RNA from Caenorhabditis auriculariae, 1800 nucleotides. The record is from the annotation of a GenBank genome assembly. Lineage: Eukaryota; Metazoa; Nematoda; Chromadorea; Rhabditida; Rhabditidae.
AUGAGCGACUCAUCACGAGCAAUUGUGCUGAACGAGAACAAAGCGACUGCCAAAGGCAGAAACAAACGGCGAGCCAGGUAGCGAACGCCAACAAAUUGGGGUUGUCCAAAAUUACAAAUGACUGUGGCCGACGCUCGCGCGGACAAUGAAAGGACAAGCGUGAAAAUUGGCAUCCGCCGGUACGGCUUCUCUUAGUAUUGCUAAUAACGCCCAAAUAAUGAGCGCCAACAGUGAAAAAAAGCACGAUUAAAAAACCAGCUUCAGGAUUCGUCUUCUUCGAUGAUAUUUUCAAUCAUCGAAAAAAAUGAAAAAGAAGAAAACUAAAGACUCGUUUGCAACAUGAUAGAACUUCAGAAGAUGCAAUUUUGAUAGCAGAAAAGUCUGUCCUGCAAACUGACGCAAAACUUCAGAAGAAAAAGAACGCCGUCAUUUCUAACUCUCACAAGGUCAAUUUGUUCUUCUACACGUCGCUAACGUGUUUGAAACCUCAAACCAGUCAUUAGUAAUAGUAAAAACAACUUGAUGUUUUUUUUUUUGAAUGCUCGGAACUUGGAGGCCACCUUGAUUUUUUUUAAAAAGGAAAUUUUAUACAACGAUGUUCGGUGAACUACUGUUUGAAACUAAUUUCGUCCAACUAUUCGGCUUUUAAGAAAUAAUGGAAACAAUUAUUCUGAACUUGCGAGUAUUAAAACCAAGCUUAGCUUUUCUGAAGACCCAGUCAGUGUCUCAACUGACAAGAUGUUUUAAACAAAAACAACGUUCUAAAAGAGUAUUUAAAAAUUGACAUGUGUCUGAAUGACAAUAUAAGGAAAUGAGAUGUAAACAAAAUGAUGAGAGGACAAGCUAGGAACGGGGAAAAGCUGAGGUUGUGGCGGUUGGGAGAGUACGAGUGCUAUGUAGGUAUAGGAACGGUCGGAGCGACUCGAACAAACACGCGUUGACCGGUAGGCCGACGAAGCUGGAGCUCCGUCGGUGGAGCGCGAAGCACAUUUUCGGUGACCAACUUUUUCGUGAAUUGCUGCACACGACGACCCGAACAAGGUCACUUGUCACGCUAAUAACCAGCCAGACAGACGACUGCGGUUAAUCCGAAGCCCCGCAUCUCGGGACACAAAAUGGCAUUCACCGCGUUGGCAGUAACAAGUGCGCAGCGGAAAAGACAGUUUUUGCGAAAGAAAACUGAAAAAAAUCAGAAUUCAAUCAAUAAAGGGCAUUUUGCGAACAUCGAUAAUAUCAACUGAAAUCUAAUUUCCAAAAAUGGAAUUUUUCUCUUUUUCACUUUAUUGAGAAAAAUAAAGAAACUUUCAUUUUGGUUGAGUAACUUUUAAAGUAUAGAAUUUAGAAAAAGAUUCAACCAAAGAUAAAAUUUUCACGAAAAACGCACAAGAGAAUGAAAUAUUAUCAGCCAAAAAGCUCCCUCUGAAUAAGUGAGCCUUUAAAAAAAGUGAAAAAUCUGUAACUCCUGCUCUGUGAUGAAAUUAUGCAAUUUUAAAUCAAUUCUGCUUCUGGCCUUGAUGAAUAUCAAAAGUGGUAGAAAACGAAAAUGAGCGCUUUUUCUAAAAAAAAAAACUGCAAGAUGAUUUCGAUGAGAAACUAAAUGAUCGGACACGAUUGGAAACAGUUGAAAGCUUAAAAGAAAAACUUGUUUCCGUGACCCCAACUAUUUUUUUAUUUAAAAAAAAAAACGUCUUAAAAGCCAAGUGGCUCUUUAGAAUUGAGAGUAGGACUUGAUGCCGGUGAUAAUGCAGUGAAGUGGACGGCGAGCCCUGGGGAUUCAAGCGCGGCGCCGUCAGACGAUGA